CUGUCGAUAUCUUUAAGACAUCAUAGGAUACAGAGAAUAUAUAAGUGGAGUUCCUGGAGAUUUUUGGAGAGUUGUUGUCGUUGUAACAACUUGAAUUCCUUCGUGGACUUUCCCGUUUACCCGAGUCGCUUAAUUUCCCUGCUCCUCAUAAACUACUUGCCAAGAUGGGUUCUGUGGAAAGACCUUCUAUACAAUACAUUCAUCGAGAUGAGGUAGAGAAGAUCAUUCAGGCAAUUGUUCAAGACGGUGGUGUUAUUAUCAAGAAUUUUGCAAGUGUUGAAGCUGUUGAGAGGGUCAAUGCGGACACGCUGCCCUACCUAGAGAAAGACAAGCCUUGGAAGGGAGAUCUAUUUCCACCAGAAACUAGACGUUGCUGUCGUCUCAUCGGUCGGUCACCGACUGCAAGAGAAUGGCUUGUAGAUCCACUCGUCUCCAAACUGCUGAGUGUCUUUGUUGACAAGACGACCCAUAACUACUAUGGCGAGACCAAGCACACAUACACUAGUACCGCAAUCCUCAACACUGGGCUGACAGUGCGAAUUGGACCUGGUGGAAAGGCUCAGAGGCUGCACAGAGACGACAAAAACUUCCAUGUAGAUCAUCGAGAUCAGACGAAGACUGGGUACCGGGUUGGGUCUGAUGUCGAACUUUCGUUCUUGAUUCCUGGUGUUGCCACAACUAUUGAAAAUGGCGCUACUCAAGUGAUCCCUGGAUCUCAUCUGUGGGGUGCAGACCGUAUUCCAAAGAUUGACGAGAUUGGGUACGCCGUGAUGGAGAAGGGCGAUUGCCUGGCUUUUCUAGGCGGCUUGUACCACGCUGGUGGACAAAACUCAACCGCCGACCAAUAUCGUCCGGUCCACGACCUUUCUUUCAUUCGCGGCUACCUAAGACAGGAGGUACGACCCUUGUACUAUAUGGUCGUGAUUGAGUGCUGAUAUAUCAUAGGAGAAUGCGUACCUCGCCUUUUCGACAGAUAAAGUCUUGUCCUGGCCAUUCGAUGUCCAAAUGAGAAUGGGAUACACAGUCUCGUCUCCGAAUCUUGGCUUUGUGGACUUCAUCCAACCUUACAAAUACCUAGCUGGAGAUUUUGACCCCAAUCAGCCUGGCGAUUUGGAUUCGAGUCAGGAGCCGAACAAAGCAGCUACUUGAGAUAUUGGAAAAGACAACAGAAUUCGACGCUCUGCUAUAGGGUGAUCCCUGUGAUUGUGGGGAUGAGCAGUAACGUCACAGACUUGUACGACCCCAUCUUGAAUUUAUUGCAAUCCUGUUUUACAUGUCCCGGUCUGAAGCCGAUAACGUGGAGUGAGUUCAUUCCACGAAGUUGCAGAAUGCAUUGUCUGGUUCCCCGCAAAAAAACAAGAAAAAAACAUACAACAGUGGGUAUUCGCUGGUGGUCACCCACCCAACUACUAAUCCACCGGUCUGGUGCUUGUGUAUGGCAGAGCGGACGGGAUGCCCAUUUCUCACCAGCCUAUGGUCGUAUGUGGCAGUGUUCUCGGUAUUUUAUAUAUUUAAAGUGAGACGAAACGUCUCGAUGUAUGUGAGAUUGCGGACACAGCGCUACAUCGGAUUGAGUCUAGAGG
Cadophora gregata is the source of this 1583-nucleotide messenger RNA. RefSeq lists its product as uncharacterized. The record is from RefSeq and is a predicted model, not a curated record. The transcript is spliced from 3 exons. Bases 165 to 935 code for a protein of 256 amino acids. NCBI's taxonomy places the organism in Eukaryota, Fungi, Ascomycota, Leotiomycetes, Helotiales, Ploettnerulaceae.